Messenger RNA from Xiphias gladius (swordfish), 3437 nucleotides. Its product is annotated as epithelial cell-transforming sequence 2 oncogene-like. The record is from RefSeq and is a predicted model, not a curated record. NCBI's taxonomy places the organism in Eukaryota, Metazoa, Chordata, Actinopteri, Istiophoriformes, Xiphiidae. Gene Ontology annotation, molecular function: protein binding; guanyl-nucleotide exchange factor activity. The coding region runs from base 1 to 2952 and encodes 983 amino acids. The transcript has 21 exons.
AUGGAGACGAACCUGAGAUCAGGUCUUCACUCGGUGACGCGGUGGCAGCCGAGCCGGGCGGACCGCGAACCGCAGCAAGCGCGCAGCCUGCGGUCCGACACCCGCUUCAGCGCCUGGACUCCCCUGAACAACAAGCAGAGCAACCUGCAGUUAUUUGAGGACAGGAUGAACCUUCUGCUCCACUGGUUUGAUCUGUGGACUGACAAGCAGAGGAAACACCUGCUGCAUUCUCUGCUCACACGCUGCACCAAGUCACAGCUCAAGUACUGUAGGGAUUUACUGAUCGGGAUGGUUCCUGUGAUUAAAGUGGACUUCACGGUGGUGCUGCCUCGGUUUCUGUCGCUGUAUGUGAUGUCAUUCCUGUCCCCUCGUGAUCUCUGCUCCGCUGCCCAAGUCAGCUGGCACUGGAGGGUCCUGGCUGAACAGGACUGUAUCUGGGCAGGUCGAUGCAUCCGAAGAGGCUGGUUCCUUCCCUACGCCCCUGGAGAAAAAGAGUUUGGAGCAUGGAAGAGCCACUAUGUCUCCUGCGUCUCCACACUGGACUGGCUCACUCCCCGAGAGGCGGCAGAGCAGUACGGGACCCUCAACCAGCAAAGCACAGGGAUGACGGAGGAGGAGGAAGAGAGGAGGCAGGAGAGGAGGAUCAGGCAGAUGAUCAGAGAAAAAAUUCAGGAGGAGAAGAGGCUAUCUAUGAGAACCAGGAGAGCAUGGGGCAGCUACACAAAGCAAGAAGGAGUCAGAGGUGGAAGUACCCUCACAGGGAGGAGGCCUAGCUCUGGGAUAACAUUCAGCUCUUGGCCCUCCCUCUCCUGGCCUCCGAGGACUGUUGGCUCUUCCAGCCUCUGUCUUAACCUGGGCGGGGGACAGUCCAUGAGGGAAGCUCAGAGGGUGGAGAGAGUCCAGGCCUCCAGUUCGUUCGGCGAAAGACUGAACAAAGCCAGUGCUGCGCUGUCCUCCUUCACCUACGGACCUGCACCACAAAAGACAGUCUCGCCCAUCCAUCGCACGACUCCUGCCCUCUUAUUGCUGAUCUCCAACAGAAUUCCUGCCUAUGAGUUGGUGCUGAGUGGUGUGAAGGCAGGAGUGACUGUGGUUGUGUACGACCACAGAGGGACUCUCUCAGCUCUGUUAACCCAGGUGGAGAGGGCUGUUUUUGGGCAGAGAGCGCAGAGGCUGGGCCUGCUAGCUCCAGGAGGAACGGAAGAAAUCCAUCUGCUUCACAGUAGCAGCUUGUCAGAGAGGACUUUACUGACCCCCAACCACAGAGAAUUCUGGGAAAAACUGUGUGGCUGGGUGGCACCGACUGAGGACGGAGGAGGGAUUGACAUCUUCUCCCCACUGGCUGCAUCUGCAUCAGGAGUGGCUCUCAUCCAGACUCUCUCUACUUUGACUGGUCUGGAGGUUUGGGCACCGAUGGGUCUUGUCAGCGGAAGUUUCCAGAACAUCCUGAGUGAGUGGUCUGACAGCAGUGUGUGCACCGGGCCACCGAACCAGCAACCAGCAGCCCCGGCAUUCCAGUACGUGUGUGAGAGUAUAUUGCAGGGCUGGUGCAGACAGGCCAAGUGGAUGGAGGAGGCUCUGGGGGAGCUGAGGAGCUGCCCGGGGCCACAACUACAGCAAGUCAGUCUCCUGGCCAGGGGCCGAGCUCUGGGUCAUUUUCUGGGGGAGAAAAUCUGCCUUGAGGAGCUUUCUGUGUCUAAAGAUGUGAGUGAGGCUCUGACUGAGGGACUCACUGCUCUCACCAGACAGGAAGAGACCAGACCGCUGCAGUUUCUUGCCAUCUUCCUGUCAAGAUGGAGUGAGGAGAAGGAGGGAGAAGACCGUAGUCCAGAGGACAAGGGGAGAACCAAAGAAGCAGAUGACUUCUCGUUGGCACCACAUAGCUCACAGAGAUCCCUACCUGAGCUACCACAAGCGGUGUUCGAUUGGAGAGGUGUAGUUGCCAGAGAGCUGCACCACAGCGAGUGUCUUUAUCUGGGGAGACUGGGCGCUGUGCUGAAGGUGUACCAGGAGCCUCUUACAGCAGCUCUGAACUCCAACCGAGCCAUUCUCAGCUAUGCAGACAUCCAGAUUAUCUUCAACCCUGUCACACAAAUACUGGGGCUCAACAGAGUGUUUCAGGUAGAUUUACAUGCAAGGCUGCAGCAGUGGGGUCCAGAGCAGCGUAUUGGAGAUGUGUUUGUAAAACUGUGCUCAGGCCUCAGAGUCUACACCAACUACCUUAACAACUACACCACUGCCCUGUGCACCAUCGACAAGUGCAGGGAGACAAAACCUGCAUUUCGGGCUUUCCUGAAAAGAGCAGACAGAACUCUUGCAACACACAUGCUGAGCCUACAGGAGCUGCUGCUGUGCCCAGUGUGGAGAACAGAGGAGUAUGUGACUCUGCUUCAAGCUCUGUCUUUACACACACACCCUGGUCACCCUGACCACACACACCUGUCCUCUGCCCUCAGCACAAUGCUACGCUACAGAGAAUUCAUACAAAAGUUGAAGCGUAACUCAGAGAGAGACAGACUGAUGGAGGAAACACAGCAGCUGAUUCAAGGCUGUCCGAAGCUCAAUGAGGGAAACCGGCAGCUGAUAAUAACUCAGGACGCUGCUUUGCUCAGGAGUCCUGAUGAACAGAUUCCAGACUCUCUCAGGACCUACGAGCAGGUGUCUGAGGUGGGCCUCUUCCUGUUUAACGACGCUUUGGUGCUGACACGGCGAAACGUGCAUCACACACCUUUCACGUUGGCUCAGAGGAGCACACACACUUUCCUGGCCUCUGUGGCCCUCACCAGCCUGGCUGUCAGAGAGAUCACUCACACACGCUAUGUGUGCCAUGCCUUUGUCCUGGAGGGCCCUUGUCGUUCCUGGGUCUGUGCCACACAAAGAGGUGAGGAGAGAGAUCACUUCCUGUCUGUGCUGCGUUCAGCCAUCGACUCUGCUCUGACAGGACAUCAGUGACGGUGCAGAGGCGACACACCAGCAAGACACCAGGAGGUUUGGACACACUGUUGGUGUUUUGUUUUGUUUUCAGAUUACAGAGGUCAGAAGAUCUCAAGAGAAAAUCUUUUCUACGCAAUGACAUGAUAUAAAGACGCAGCACUCCUGCCGCCGUUUACAUAGCAUUCUGGAUGUCUCACUUUCACCUUAAAAGUAUUUCCAGACAUAAUAUCUGAGCAGAAAGAUUUGUUUUACAAGUUAAAAUAUUUCUGUCCAACUCUAUGUCUUAACUUGGCUUUCACUAAGUGUGCAUGUCUUUCUUAUUAAUGUAUGCAGCUUCAUAGUAUCACUGUGAAUUAUUCGGGUUUGUCACUUUGUUGCUCUGUUGCGAGUGGUUUUUUUAUAAUCAGAUCAGAGACAUUCUCUUGUUCAAGGUAUAAAAAGUCUUUAUUGAUAACCAAAAAUAACACAAAUGUCACAUUUGAGAGAUUAUCGCUGUCAAGGAG